This is a messenger RNA of Balaenoptera acutorostrata (minke whale), 1044 nucleotides long. Its product is annotated as apolipoprotein L6. Lineage: Eukaryota; Metazoa; Chordata; Mammalia; Artiodactyla; Balaenopteridae. Bases 64 to 1044 code for a protein of 326 amino acids. Gene Ontology annotation, cellular component: membrane; extracellular region. Gene Ontology annotation, biological process: lipoprotein metabolic process; lipid transport. The record is from RefSeq and is a predicted model, not a curated record. The transcript has 4 exons. Gene Ontology annotation, molecular function: lipid binding.
GGAGAGAACAGAAGGCCCUCAGAACCUGAGGCCACAGUGAGAGCUUCACUGAGAACAGGCAAAAUGAACACGGAUUUGAUGCCACAGAAUCUGCUGGACAACCAGGCAGGGAAAGCAUGCAAGGCUGGUGUCGGUUUGCAAAGGGAUGAAGACGACAUUCUUCCAUAUGAAGAUGUGAAGUGGCAAGAUAGUGACCUGUCAGCUGAAGAAAGAAUAUUUUUGGAAGAGUUUCCCAUCUUGAAAGGGGAGCUGGAAGUGGGCAUCAGAAAGCUCCGUGCCCUUGCAGACCACGUCGACACAACCCACAGAACAUUCACCAAGAGCAGCAUGGUGGCCAAUUCCAUCGCUGUGGUCUCAGGAGCCAUGAGCAUCCUGGGCUUGGUCCUCGCUCCGGCAAUAGCAGGAGGAAGCCUGGUACUCUCCGCUGCUGGUAGAGUUUUGGGGAAAGCAGGGGAGGUCACCAGCAUCUUGACCAACGUUUUGGAACGCUUUCACAGUCAAGAAGCCCAAGCUUAUGUCGGUAGCCUAAUGCCCACCCGUGGCCAUGCUCUCCCGUGGCUCUGGAGAGCUGGGGCAGCCUAUGUCGUGGCUGCCGGAGAGGUGGUCCAGAAUUGUGACAGCACCAUCAAGGAUAUCCAGAGGAGCAUCCGUGCCUUUCAGAUAGCCAGGGCCCACCCGCGCCUGGCCACUGCUGCCAAGAGUCUCCUGACCACUGGCCAAGUCUCAGCCCGAAGGAGCAGGCAGGUGCAAAGGGCUUUUGAAGGUACCACGCUGGUGAUGAAGACAAAAGCUCGCUUGUUGGGUACCGCAAUGGCUGGCUUCUCCCUCAGCCUGGGCUUGGCCUCCCUCCUGAAAGACUGGAAGCAGCUGAAGGAGGGAGCGACAUCCGAGCUUGCGGAAGAGCUGAGGGCGCAGGCUUGGGAGCUGGAAAGGAAGCUGGCAGAGUUCACCCAGUGCUAUGAGAGCCUGCAGCAGAAGGUGCAAAUUGGUGUCGAGUUUUCAGGGGAACAGGAGACUGAUGACCUGGGGAACACCAUGACUUGA